AUGGUCGCUAACGCCGCGGCCGCGUCGCUCGGCGCGAUGCAGACGAACGCCGCGCUCCGCAGGGGCUCGUUCGUCCCCUCCGUCCGUGGGGUCGCAACCUUCGCCCCACCCAGGCGCCUGACGCGAGCCCGCUUCCCCGUCGUGCGCGCCGCGCAGGGCCCCGCGGAGAGCAACGAGGACUACGAGGCUCGCCUCCACGCCGAGGCCACCGCGGCCGUCGAGCGUCGCAUCCUCAAGGUUGUCCCCGCGGAUCUCCUCGGGUCCAUCGCCAUCCCCCAGAAGCUCGUCGAGAUCCGCUCGUACGUGCGAUGGGAGGAGGCCGGCAAGCCCGAGGACACCAGCAGGGAGUGGCAGGCGCGCGAGUAUCAGGCGGCGCUCAUCGACCUGAAGCUCGAGAUGCUCGCGGGCGGUAACCUCAACGACGUCCGCCGCAGGUACCAGCUCGAUACCGAGUUCGGCGAGGACUCCCCCAUGCACUCCCCGUCCAAGGAGGAGCUCGAGAUGCUCAAGAAGGCGCUCGCCAUCUCCAAGGAGCCCGAGUACUACUCCGACGAGAAGGCCCAGGAGGAGAUCGACGCGGAGGCGACCGCCCUCGCCGCGCGCGUCGCCGCGGCGUCCGCCAUCUCCGCGCCCGGCCCGGCCAUGCCCCCGCCCCCCGUCGCCGCCGCCGCCGCCGCCGCCGCCGCGCCCGCCCCCGGGGAUGCGAAAAAGGCGGAGAAGCUCCGGCUCAAGGCGGAGGCUGAGGCGCAAAUGAAGAAGCUCCAGGAACAGAUGAAGGCCCUCGAGGAGGAGGAGGAGGAGGAGGAUGCCGAGCUCGCCAAGCGCGUCGCCGCCGCGGCCACCGCCGUGGUGCCUCCCCCGCCCCCGGUUCCCGCGCCCCCCGCCCCCGCCCCCGCCCCCGCGGCGCAAUCGUCCGAAGCUAAGCCGGUUUUCAAGCCGGCGGGCGCCGCCGCCCCGGAUACCUCCAAGGCGAGGGCGCUCAGCGCCGCCAAGGCUGCCGCCGAGGCUGAGCUCAAGGCUGCCGAGGCUGAGAUGCGCGCGGCGCAGGCUGCGCUCAAGGCUGCCGCCGCCAAGCGCGAGGCUGACGCCAAGAAGUCGGCCACGGUGCUCGGCGACGAGCUCCGCAUGGGCCACGUCCCCGCCGACGUCGCCAAGUCCACCUACGGCGUCAAGGCCAAGGCUGCCGACCUCGAGGCCAAGGCCAAGGCCAAGAAGGAUGCCCAGAAGAAGGUCGAUGCCCUCUUCAUCGAGCCCGGCGUCGAGAACCCCACGCAAAUCAAGGCUGAGGCCAAGCGUCUCAUCGAGAUGGAACUGGCCAAGGAGGAGGAGAUCCUCGCGGCGAAGAGGUCCACCGAGCCCGCGAAGCCCGUCGCCGUGACUCCCACCCCUCCCGCUUCCCCCGUCCCGAGAAGCCCCACCGCCGCGUCCAUCAAGAGCGACAUCCCGGAGCUCGUCGACGAAGUCGCGGGGGAGGUUGCGAACAUCGAGGACUUCCAGCCCAAGUAUGUCACCGGCGCCGCCGUGGACGAGCGCCUCGCGAAGAUUGAGGCUCUCCACGCCGCGCAGCUCAAGGCGAUCAAGAAGGAGCACGAGGAGGAGCUGCUCAAGGCUAAACUCUCCGUCGAGACCGACGGCGCGUCCUCCUCCGCGGAGAAGCAACUGAGGGCCAAGCUCGGCGAGCUCGUCCGGGCGCUGGAGGUUAGCAACAAGCAGUGCAAGGGCCUCAAGGAGAAGCUCGCCGCCACCUCCGAGGAGCUCGCGACCGAGAAGAAGAUCUCCGGUAAGGCUGGCGAGGUCCUCGCGGCGCACAAGACGAACGAGAUGAUGAUCAAGACGCUCAAGAAGGAGCUCUCCGUGGCGCUGGAGGUUCAGGCGACGGCUGAGAAGCGCGCGCAGGCGGCUGAGAAGGAGGCGGCGGCGGCCAAGGUUGACAUGGACGUGAACACGGGCAAGAGCGAGUCCCUCGAGGAGCGGGUGAAGGAGCUCGAGGCCGAGCUCUCCGAGGCGCAGGAGGUCAUCGCGGAGUUCAAGGCUUCCUGGGAGGCUGACCGCAAGGUGAUUGCCGUCCUUUCCAAGAUGAAGGAUGCCCCCGAGGCGCAAGCCAAAAUAGCCGCCGCCGCGGCGGAGGAAUCUUCCUCCUCCAGCGUGUUCAGCAAGUGGGCCGCCGGCGUGACCCGGGUGCUCGUGGGCGAGCCCGCCGCCGAUCGCGACGUGGCGGCGGAGAAGCUCAAGGCUUCCGCCAUCAAGUGGUCGCCCAAGUACGACGCCAUCGAGGCUGAGAAGGCCAAGGCUGAGAAGGCGAAGCCCUACGCGAGGCAGGGGGGCAGCGCCACCAUCGCCAUGCUCCGUGCCAGGAAGGAGACCGCGGAGCGCGCCGUCGACGAGAACGCGCGGGCGAGACAGGCCAACUGGCUCGAGGCUGCCGAGCAGGCGACGGAGGCUGCGGCGGCGUUUGAGGAGGAGAAGGAGGAGGAGGAGGAGCCCGAGCCGGUGAAGGCGCCCGCUCCCGUCAAGUCCAACGCCGUGCCCGCCGUGCCCAAGGCGAGGAAGAUCCCCCUCCCGGGCGACAAGCUUCCCCCCGCCGCGCCCGCCAAGGCCACCGCGCCCUCCGUCCCUCCCCCCGGCGCCAACGCCGUGGUGAAGACAGCCGAGGACGCCGUCGACAUCCAGAAGCCCCCCACCGCAACCGGCAAGGCCGCCGCGCCCGUCGCCAUGCCCAAGCCCACCGCGAUGCCCAAGUUCAUUCCCGCCGCCUCCAAGGCUGCGGAUGACAAGAAGGGCCCGGGCGGCUGGAGCAGCUCGCACCUUCCCCCGACUCGCUGA
Messenger RNA from Micromonas commoda, 2823 nucleotides. RefSeq lists its product with no specific name. NCBI's taxonomy places the organism in Eukaryota, Viridiplantae, Chlorophyta, Mamiellophyceae, Mamiellales, Mamiellaceae. The record is from RefSeq and is a predicted model, not a curated record. Bases 1 to 2823 code for a protein of 940 amino acids. The transcript has a single exon.